AUGGCUAACAGGCCGUUGCCCAUCAAGUUCACGGAGAUUCUCCAACUGAACUCCGUGGGCAUCCUGCAACAAUCGAUAGGAUUCAACUCGACAACAUUAGAAUCCGACCACUUCAUAUGUGUGCGCCAGAAGGCUGACGAGAAUGCCUCGCCUGAGGUCAUCAUCGUCAACCUCAAGAAUGGCAACAGCGUGAUGAAGCGGCCCAUCAAGGCCGACAGCGCUAUUAUGCACUGGAACCGCGAAAUCAUUGCUCUCAAAGCAGGCGGCAGAACCCUUCAGAUCUUCGACCUGGUGCAGAAGAGCAAGAUCAAGAGCACGGGGAUGGGAGAGGAUGUGGUGUUCUGGAAGUGGCUGAGCGAGAGCUCUUUGGGACUUGUCACGGAUACCAGCGUCUAUCACUGGAACAUCUUCGAUCCAUCGCAAACGCAACCGCAAAAGAUGUUUGACCGCAACCAGAACCUCGCUGGCUGCCAGAUCAUCAACUACCGCGUGAGCGAUGACGAGAAGUGGAUGGUCGUGGUCGGCAUCUCGCAGCAGCAAGGACGAGUUGUGGGUAGCAUGCAGCUGUAUUCCAAAGAGCGCGGUAUCAGUCAAGCCAUUGAGGGACAUGCGGCGGCAUUUGGCACUCUGCGUAUGGAGGAUGCUUCUUCGGACACCAAGCUCUUCACGUUUGCCAACCGCACGGCGACUGGCGCGAAGCUACACAUCGUCGAGGUCGACCACCAGGCACCGAAUCCCGUCUUCCAGAAGAAGGCAGUCGACAUCUACUUCCCCGCCGAAGCAAACAGUGACUUCCCAGUCGCGAUGCAGGUGUCGAAGAAGUACAAGGUCAUCUACCUCGUGACCAAGUUCGGCUUCAUUCAUCUCUACGACCUCGAGACCGGUACCACCAUCUUCAUGAACCGCAUUUCCAGCGACACCAUCUUCACCACUGCGGCGGAUGAGGAGUCUUCUGGCAUUAUCGGCGUGAACAGGAAGGGGCAGGUUUUGUCAGUCAGCGUCGACGACAACACCAUCAUCCCAUACCUGCUGCAGAACUCCGAGAACGCAGAGCUGGCCUACAAGCUGGCAUCAAGAGCUGGACUGCCGGGAGCCGACAACCUCUACCAGCAGCGCUUCGAUCAGCUGUUCAACCAGGGAGACUUCACGGCAGCCGCCAAAGUCGCCGCCAACUCCCCACAAGGCUUCCUGCGCACGCCUCAGACUAUAGAAAAGUUCAAGAAUGCGCCUGCGCAGCAAGGGUCCUUGUCGGUCAUCCUGCAGUACUUCGGCAUGCUUCUUGAUCAGGGCAAGCUGAACCAACACGAGACGUUGGAGCUUGCGAGGCCAGUACUUCAGCAGAACCGGAAGCAUUUGCUCGAGAAGUGGAUGGGUGAGGGCAAGCUUGGCUGCUCUGAGCAACUUGGUGAUCUAGUCCGAUUACACGACGUCGCACUCGCUGAGCGCAUAUACAAGGAGGCAGGAAGCAGUCAGAAGGUGAUUGCAGCCAUGGCCGAGUCGGGGAACUUCGAUCAGAUCCUGUCGUACUCGCAGUCGGUCGGCUACACCCCUGACUACAACUCGCUGCUCCAGCACAUCACUCGUGUCAACCCGGAGAAGGGAUCCGAGUUCGCCACUAGCAUCGCGAAGGAGAAUCCGGAGCUGCUCGACCUUGACCGGGCUGUCGAUGUCUUCCAAUCUCAAGGCAUGAUUCAGCAAGCAACUUCGUUCCUCCUCGAUGUCCUUGGACAAAACAAGCCAGAGCAGGGCGCUCUCCAGACCCGUCUUCUCGAGAUGAAUUUACAGAGUGCACCGCAAGUCGCGGACGCCAUUCUGGGCAACGAGAUGUUCUCAUACUACGACAGGCCGAGGAUUGCGGCGCUCUGCGAAAAUGCUGGCCUGCUGACCCGCGCUCUGGAGCAUUACGAGGACCCAGCUUCGAUCAAGAGGAUCAUUGUUCAGAGCGACCGCAUUCCCGAAGAGUUCUUGAUCAACUACUUCGGCAAGCUCACCGUCGAGCUGUCGCUGGAGUGCUUGGACGAGAUGCUCAAGGUCAACAUCCGCCAGAACUUGCAAGCGGUCAUCAACAUCGCGAAGAAGUACUCUGACCUCCUUGGACCUACUCGCAUCAUCGAUCUGCUUGAGAAGUACCGUACUGCGGAGGGCCUCUACUUCUACCUUGGUGGUAUCGUCAAUCUUAGUGAGGACAAGGAUGUCACCUUCAAGUACAUCGAGGCGGCUACGAAGAUGGGUCAGCUGCAGGAGGUUGAGCGCAUCUGUCGGGAGAGCAACUUCUACGACCCUGAGAAGGUCAAGAACUUCCUCAAAGAGCAACGACUGACCGAGCAGCUCCCUCUCAUCAUCGUCUGCGACCGCUUCGACUUCAUCCACGACCUCGUGCUCUACCUGUACAAGAACCAGCAGUUCAAGUCGAUCGAGGUGUACGUCCAGCGGGUCAACCCUGGCAAGGCUCCGGCUGUGAUCGGGACUCUCAUCGAUUUGGAUUGCGAGGAGUCUGUGAUCAAGUCGCUGCUCGCAUCCGUGCCGCCAGAGUCCAUCCCGAUCGACGAGCUUGUUGGCGAAGUCGAGAGCAGAAACCGUCUCAAGCUGCUUCUCCCGUUCUUGGAGUCCACGCUUGCGGCUGGAAAUCAGCAGCAGGCUGUCUACAAUGCGCUGGCGAAGAUCUACAUUGACAGCAACAAUAACCCGGAGCAGUUCUUGAAAGAGAACAACAUGUAUGAUACGUUGCAAGUUGGAAAGUACUGUGAGAAGCGGGAUCCAAACCUUGCCUUCAUCGCCUACCAGAAGGGCCAGAACGACCUCGAGCUCAUCAGCAUCACGAACGAGAACGCUAUGUUCAAGGCCCAAGCACGAUAUCUGCUUGGUCGCGCCGACCCAGAGAUCUGGCAAUACGUUCUCUCGGACAACAACAUGCAUCGUCGGUCUCUGGUGGACCAGACCAUCUCCACUGCCGUGCCGGAGAGCCAGGAUCCUGAGCAGGUGUCUAUCGCCGUCAAGGCGUUCAUUGAUUCUGACCUGCCAGUUGAGCUGAUUGAGCUUCUCGAGAAGAUCAUCCUCGAGCCAUCGACCUUCAGCGAUAACUCCAACCUGCAAAACCUGCUCAUGCUCACAGCCGCGAAGUCCGACCGAGGCCGUGUUGCAGGCUACAUCCAGAGCCUUGACAACUACAGCCCCGAUGACAUUGCCCAGCAGUGUAUUGAGGUUGGCAUGUACGAGGAGGCAUUCUUGAUCUACAAGAAGGCCAACAACCACACGGAAGCCGCCAACGUCCUUGUGGAACACGUUGUCAGCAUUGACCGAGCCCAGGAGUACGCUGACCAAGUCGAUCUGCCGGAAGUAUGGAGCAAGGUUGCGAAGGCUCAGCUCGACGGUCUCCGUGUCACGGAUGCGAUUGAGUCGUACAUUCGAGCCCAAGAUCCUUCGAACUUCCUUGAGGUCAUCGAGACCGGCACGCAUGCUGGCAAGGACGAAGAGCUCAUCAAGUACCUGCGCAUGGCCCGCAAGACUCUCCGCGAGCCUGCUGUCGACACCGGUCUCGCCUUCUGCUACGCCCGCACCGACCAACUGCCAGAGCUUGAGGAGUUCCUGCGCGGCACGAACGUCGCCAACAUCGAGGAGUCUGGUGACAAGGCCUACGCAGAAGGCUACCACGAGGCUGCCAAGAUCUUCUUCAGCUCCAUCUCCAACUGGGCCAAGCUCGCGACCACGCUCGUUCACCUCGAAGACUACCAGGCGGCCGUGGAGUGCGCGAGAAAGGCCAACAGCGUCAAGGUUUGGAAGCAGGUCAACGAGGCGUGCGUGGCGAAGAAGGAAUUCCGUCUUGCUCAGAUCUGCGGUCUCAACCUCAUCGUGCAUGCGGAUGAGCUGGCGGAUCUUGUCAAGCAGUACGAGCGCAAUGGGUACUUUGAUGAGCUCAUCUCCCUGCUUGAGGCUGGUCUGGGAUUGGAGAGGGCACACAUGGGAAUGUUUACAGAGUUGGGCAUCGCGCUCAGCAAGCAUCAUCCCGAGCGUGUGAUGGAGCACCUGCGGAUCUUCUGGAGCAGGAUCAACAUACCCAAGAUGAUUCGCGCAUGCGAGGAUGCACACCUUUGGCCCGAGCUUGUCUUCCUGUACCAGCACUACGAUGAGUACGACAACGCGGCUCUGGCGAUGAUGGAGCGCGCUGCCGAUGCUUGGGAACACCACACGUUCAAGGAGACCAUCGUGAAGUGUUCAAAUGUCGAAGUGUAUUAUAGGGCCCUCAACUUCUACCUUCAGGAGCAGCCUUCUCUCAUCACGGAUCUUCUUCAAGCUCUUACGCCACGCAUCGACGUCAAUAGAGUCGUUCGCAUGUUCGAGAAGUCGGACAACAUCCCACUCAUCAAGCCUUUCCUGCUCAACGUGCAGUCGCAGAACAAGCGCGCCGUCAACGAUGCCAUCAACGAGCUUCUCAUCGAAGAGGAAGACCACAAGCAACUCCGCGACAGUGUUGAGAACUUCGACAACUACGAGGCUGUUGCGCUUGCCCAGCGGUUAGAGAAGCACGACCUCGUCUUCUUCAGGCAGAUCGCUGCGAAUAUCUACCGCAAGAACAAGCGGUGGGACAAGUCGAUCGCUCUGUCGAAGCAAGACAAGCUGUACAAGGACGCCAUCGAGACUUCGGCCAUGUCGGGCAAGACGGAGGUCGUCGAGGAGCUCAUCCGAUACUUCGUCGACAUUGGCAGCAAAGAGUGCUACGUCGGCAUGCUCUACGCCUGCUACGACCUCCUCCCGAUGCACACCGUCAUGGAAAUGUCGUGGCGCCACGGCCUCAACGACUUCACCAUGCCAUUUAUGAUCAACUACAUGGCACAGCAGUCGGCCACGAUCUCGGAGUUGAAGCGUGACAACGAUGAGCGCAAGGCUCGGGAGGCAGAAAACAAGCGACCUGAGGACGACGGGCCAAUCUUGGGGGGCAGUCGUUUGAUGCUCACGCAGGGAGGCAUGCAGGCGCCUUCUCCAACACCGUAUGGACAACCGAACGGCAUCAUGCCCCAGCCAACGGGCUACCGAGGUGGGUUUUGA
Molecule: messenger RNA, 5043 nt
Organism: Saxophila tyrrhenica
Lineage: Eukaryota; Fungi; Ascomycota; Dothideomycetes; Mycosphaerellales; Extremaceae
Gene: CHC1
Product: Clathrin heavy chain
Exons: 10
Coding region: 1-5043 (1680 amino acids)
Biological process (GO): intracellular protein transport; receptor-mediated endocytosis; Golgi to endosome transport
Cellular component (GO): clathrin complex; clathrin coat of coated pit; clathrin coat of trans-Golgi network vesicle
Molecular function (GO): structural molecule activity; clathrin light chain binding
Source: RefSeq, a predicted model, not a curated record